Acanthosepion pharaonis is the source of this 1017-nucleotide messenger RNA. The record is from the annotation of a GenBank genome assembly. NCBI's taxonomy places the organism in Eukaryota, Metazoa, Mollusca, Cephalopoda, Sepiida, Sepiidae.
AUGUUUUAUUUUUGGUUAAUGUAUGAUGAAUACAUUUCCGAGCAGCCCUUUUGCCAGCCGACGCCUACUUCCACUUUUUCGUCAGGCACUCACCACCCGAGGCUUUCCAACCACUUCGCCUUCUUCUUCUUGCACAAUUUGACCGGCAAGGUCACUUUGAGCUGCUGGAAGGAUGACGGACCACUAUCUAAAAAUGAUACUUUUCUUUCUUUUUGUCCUUUUCUUUCCAUCCUUCCUCAUCUUCUUUGUCUCUCUCUCUUUUUUUCUUUCGGUUUGCCUUUCUUUCUUUCUUUCUUUCUUUCUUUCUUUCUUUCGGUUUGCAUUUCUUUCUUUCUUUCUUUCUUUCUUUCUUUCGGUUUGCAUUUCUUUUUCUUUCUUUCUUUCUUGGAGUUUGCCUUUUUUUUCUUUCUUUUUUUUCUUUCGGUUUGCAUUUCUUUCUUUCUUUCUUUCUUUCAGUUUGCAUUUUUUUUUUCUUUCUUUCUUUGGUUUGCCUUUUCUUUUCUUUCUUUCUUUCGGUUUGCCUUUCUUUCUUUCUUUCUUUCGGUUUGCAUUUCUUUCUUUCUUUCUUUCUUUCUUUCUUUCGGUUUGCCUUUCUUUCUUUCUUUCUUUCGGUUUGCCUUUCUUUCUUUCUUUCUUUCGGUUUGCCUUUCUUUCUUUCUUUCUUUCGGUUUGCCUUUCUUUCUUUCGGUUUGCCUUUCUUUCUUUCAAAAGGUUUGCCUUUCUUUCUUUUUUUUGCCUUUAUUUUCUUUCGGUUUGCCUUUCUUUCUUUCUUUCUUUUUGCCUUUCUUUCUUUCUUUCUUUCGGUUUGCCUUUCUUUCCAUCCUUCCUCCUCUUCUUUCUCUCUCUCUUUUUCGGUCUUUCUUUCUUUCUUUCUUUCUUUCUAUUUGCCUUUUUUUCUUUCCAUCCUUCCUCCUCUUUCUCUCUCUCUCUUUCUGUUUCCCUUUCUUUCUUUCCUUUGCCUCCUUUCUUUCGGUUUUGUCCUUUUCUUUUAUCUUUCUUAAUGUUUUGGAGAUUUAA